Messenger RNA from Pteronotus mesoamericanus, 8226 nucleotides. RefSeq names its product nebulette (gene NEBL). Lineage: Eukaryota; Metazoa; Chordata; Mammalia; Chiroptera; Mormoopidae. Gene Ontology annotation, molecular function: actin filament binding. The record is from RefSeq and is a predicted model, not a curated record. Gene Ontology annotation, biological process: cardiac muscle thin filament assembly. Gene Ontology annotation, cellular component: Z disc.
UCCGGGAUCCUGUUCCAUCCACUCACACACAGUUGUGAUAAGGAGAGUGAAGUAUGAGCUAAAUAGAGAGGAGGGCUGGGCAAGGUCAUUUGUGCCAGAAUGCCAGAGAUGCUAAGAUCUCAAGAGUGCUGUAGUACAUAAACAGAUGUUACACUAGUGAGUUAAAAAGAAUACAUAUAUAUAUAAAUAUAUAUAAACACACACACGCACACGCGCACGUACACACACACACACACAUACAUACAGAGUAAAAAUGAGGGUCCCUGUAUUUGAGGAUGUAAAAGAUGAAACUGAAGAGGAAAAAACAGAGGAAGAAGAAAAUGAAGAAGACCAGGUAUUCUUUAAGCCUGUUAUUGAAGACCUGAGCAUGGAAUUGGCCAGAAAAUGCACCAAACUCAUUAGUGAUAUUCAUUAUAAAGAGGAGUAUAAAAAGUCUAAGGACAAGUGUACAUUUGUGACAGACACUCCUAUGCUAAAUCAUGUAAAAAAUAUUGGUGCUUUUAUUUCUGAGGCAAAAUACAAAGGCACCAUUAAGACGGACCUUACCAAUUCCCUUUAUAAGCAGAUGCCAGCCACAAUCGACAGUGUCUUUGCAAGAGAAGUGACACAGCUUCAAAGUGAGAUUGCCUACAAGCAGAAACAUGAUGCUGCCAAAGGAUUCUCAGAUUACGCCCAUAUGAAGGAGCCACCUGAGAUCAAACAUGCCAUUGAGGUCAAUAAACACCAGAGCAAUAUUUCUUAUAGAAAAGAUAUGCAGGACACCCAUGUGUAUAAUGCAGAGCUCAACAGACCAGACAUCAAGAUGGCAACGCAGCUCUCCAAAAUCAUAAGCAAUGCAGAAUACAAGAAAGGGCAAGGAGCAAUGAAUAAAGAGCCUGCUGUAAUUGGAAGACCAGAUUUUGAACAUGCUGUUGAAGCUUCUAAACUUUCUAGUCAAAUUAAGUACAAAGAAAAAUUUGAUAAUGAAAUGAAGGAUAAGAAACAUCACUAUAAUCCCCUUGAAAGUGUUUCUUUCAAGCAAAGUCAGCUUGCCACUGAACUGGCAAGUAAUGUGAAGUACAAGAAAGACAUCCAAAAUAUGCAUGAUCCAGUUUCAGAUCUCCCAACCUUGUUUUUGGACCAUGCUUUGAAAGUCAGCAAAAUGCUCAGCGGACGAGAAUAUAGGAAACUCUUUGAGGAAAACAAAGGAACGUAUCAUUUUGAUGCCGACGCUGCAGAACACCUGCACCACAAAGGCAAUGCCACUCUCCAGAGUCAGGUUAAGUACAAAGAAGAAUAUGAGAAAAAUAAGGGGAAAUCGAUGCUUGAAUUUGUUGAGACACCAUCAUAUCAAGCUUCAAAGGAGGCUCAGAAGAUGCAAAGUGAGAGAAUUUACAGAGAGGAUUUUGAGAAAGAGAUUAAAGGAAGGCCGUCAAUGGAUUUAGACAAGACUCCAGAAUUUUUACAUGCAAAGUACAUCACCAACCUUCUGAAGGAGAAGGAAUAUAGAAAGGAUUUGGAAAAUGAAAUAAAAGGGAAAGGAAUGGACCUUAAUUCAGAAGUCCUUGAUAUUCAAAGAGCAAAACGAGCAUCUGAAAUGGCUAGUGAGAAAGAAUACAAGAAAGACCUGGAGUCAGAAAUUAAAGGUAAAGGAAUGCAAGUUGGCAUUGACACACUUGAAAUACAGCAUGCCAAAAAAGCUGCAGAGAUAGCUUCAGAGAAAGACUAUAAAAGAGAUCUGGAGACUGAAAUUAAAGGGAAGGGCAUGCAAGUGAGCGCAGACACCCUUGAUAUCCAGAGAGCCAAGAAAGCAUCCGAAAUGGCCAGCCAGAUAGAGUAUAAGAAAGACUUGGAAAAUGAAAUCAAAGGGAAAGGGAUGCAAGUGAGCAUGGACAUUCCAGACAUGCUUCGAGCCAAGAGGGCAUCUGAAAUCUAUAGCCAGAAAAAAUAUAAAGAUGAAGCAGAGAAGAUGCUUUCUAACUAUUCUACUGUGACAGAUACUCCUGAAAUUCAGAGAAUUAAGACAACUCAACAAAACAUCAGUGCAGUAUUUUAUAAGAAAGAAGUAGGAACUGGCACAGCAGUAAAAGAUACUCCAGAGAUUAGAGUGAAGAAAAAUCAGGAGGAUAUUAGUUCAGUGAAAUACAAAGAAGAGAUAAAACAUGCAACAGCCAUUUCUGAUCCUCCAGAGCUAAAGAGAGUUAAAGAAAACCAGAAGAAUAUCAGCAAUCUCCAGUACAAAGAACAGUGCCACCGGGCCACACCAGUGAGCAUGACACCAGAGAUAGAGAGAGUGAGGAGGAACCAGGAGCAGCUGAGUACGGUAAAAUACAAAGGAGAGAUUAAACAGGCCACCUCAAUUUCUGAUCCGCCAGAGCUGAAGAGAGUUAAAGAAAACCAGAGGAACAUCAGCAAUGUUUAUUAUAAAGAUCAGCUGGGAAAAGCUACGGCUUUAAGUGUAACUCCUGAAAUGGAAAGAGUAAAGAAGAAUCAAGAGAAUAUUAGUUCGGUAAAAUAUACCCAGGACCAUAAACAGAUGAAAGGUAGACCAAGUCUGAUUUUAGAUACACCUGGUCUGAGGCAUGUCAAAGAAGCACAAAAUCAUAUUUCGAUGGUAAAAUAUCACGAAGACUUUGAAAAGACAAAGGGGAGGGGCUUUACUCCUGUCGUGGAUGACCCUGUGACAGAGCGAGUGAGGAAGAACACCCAGGUCAUCAGCGACGCCGCUUACAAAGGUGUCCACCCUCACAUUGUGGAGAUGGACAGGAGACCCGGAAUUAUUGUCGCCCCUGUUCUUCCUGGAGCCUACCAGCAAAGCCAUUCCCAAGGCUAUGGGUACAUGCACCAGACCAGCCUGUCUUCCAUGAGGUCAAUGCAGCAUUCACCAAAUCUAAGGACCUACCGAGCCAUGUACGAUUACAGUGCGCAGGAUGAAGAUGAGGUCUCCUUCAGGGAUGGCGACUACAUCGUCAAUGUGCAGCCCAUCGAUGAUGGCUGGAUGUACGGAACGGUGCAGCGAACUGGGAAAACCGGGAUGCUCCCAGCAAAUUACAUUGAGUUUGUUAAUUAAUUAUUUCUCUUGCCCUUUGAGCUUUAUUCUAAUGUACACUAAACCUAAUCUUUUUAAAAGAUAGAAGAUACUUUUAAGACAACUUGGCAGUUAUUUUAUGGUAAUUUAUCCUUACUUUGACAAUUAGGCACACAGGUACGAGAAAGGAGGAAUGAUUUCUGGGCUGAAAACAGCAGCGGUUUUAGUAACUGCUGUAAACAGAAUAAUGAGGUCUGGAGACCUGGUGCUGCUAAUUGUUAUUGGUUUCUUUUGAUUGGCUACUGAACCCUUCUGGGAAAUGUAUUUUUGUAGACUUUAAUAGAGAUGUUGAUUGUCCCGUAAAUGUAACAAGUAUACGAGACUUCUUAGCUGUCACUUUGGAAUCACCAGAAGCCAAUUCUCUUAAUUCAGUAACACCGUUUAGCUGUGGAGUCAUUAGGCGAUUUCCAAUGCCAGUGAAAAAUUGCCUAAUAUAAUAAGUGUUAGCAGUGGCAGAAUGACAGUUUGGUUAAAAUUACGUUGACUGGUGGCCUUAGGGACUUAGGAACUUCUACUGAACAAAGAAAAUUUUUUGUUUCCUUGGCCAACUUGGGUCUAUUUAUUUCUCAUUUGUACCAAGGCAUAUCCUACUCUCCAUUUACAUUCUGUGGACCCAAGCACAUGCUUGGGUCCAUAGAAUGUCAGGACCAAAUAACUUCACAGCUACUCUGCAAAGGGCAAAUUAAAGGUCAUCUAUAUUAUUUCCCUAAUAGCCUUCACCCUGCUGCAUGACAUGUAGGUUCCAGCUUCUGUAACAUAAGCAGCUGCACUGCCCAUUCCUCUUACUAAAGCAAAAGUGUGGCUGAUAUCUAAAAGCCCUUCCUCUAGUUGCCAGCUCAUCAGAAAAACAUAUUUUGAAAAGUUGCUUGAGAUUCUCCUGCUGCAUUGCACUCUAGUUUCGAAGGAUUUACACCUUAGGAAAUAGAUGUAUACUCUAGUAAAUAGGCGAUUUAGGUGUUUAUUGAACAGCUUUUAUCAACUUAAUGCCGCUGUUGAUUUAAAAGUUAAGAAAACUUAACAGGAGCCAGUGACAAAGUGGGAUAUGAAGUGUGCUGGAGAAAACCAGCGAGCAAAAAGUUACCGACUCUACAGAGAGACAGAGAGAGACGAUCUGGUUUCUUAUUUUGAAAAACGGUAUUCAGAUUCUGGAAUGGAAAUCUAGACACUGAAACUGGUUAAUGAAAAGACUUUCUUUUCAUUUUCUGUUAUUUGUUAUCUAAAUCAUAUGCAGGGGGUGAGAUCGGAAUGUCAUCAGAGAUUUCAGCUGCAGGCCCAACAAGUUGUUCACUGGAAAUGGAAUUCUUGUAGAUUUUGAUUUUCAAAUGAGUGGCCUUGCAGUUUCUUGCUGGAUUCACAGCCCUGACUGCAGCCGUUACUGGCAGGUCAUGACUUUCAUCUGAGUACACAGUCUAGCUCACCUGAGAGAUUAACAUCCAUCAGCAACUGUGUUUUUCUGAUUGUGUCACUUAUUGGGACAUGCAACAGGGACUAUAGUAUUCCUGUAGGAUCUGACUCUAUAGCUGAGAUGAAACUGAAAAAGCAGUUACAAAAAUGUAAUAAAGUAUAUAGGUCUUGUAUGAUAGCAUAUCCUUACAUGAUAUAAUCAAAGUAAUUAACAAAAUAUUUUCUAAAAUAUCUUUUGCUGAAAUGUUUACCAGUUCAAAGGCAAAAGUUAAUUCAUUAACACCUUUGAAAGGUUAGCAAAUACUUUUGAACAUCUAUAAUUUCAUUCUAUCUGGCUAAGAGAGUAAAUAAAAUAAAAUUUAUAACAUACAAGCUUCAUCUACAUGGCACUGCCAUAAAAUGAAAAGAGAAAAAUUCAGGCAAAUAACCAGAGAUUUCUUUUUUGAGUGAGCUUUACAGAUUACCAAAUAACCAGCUUGACUGAUUUUUCUUAACUGCAAUGACCAGUCAUGAUUAAAUUGAUUAAAUCUUAUAUCAGUUUUGGUGUCCUGUACACAAACCUACAAACAAACCGAAUUUGCAAUAUUCUUGCAAAAAUUUCUGUUCAUUAAAACUUAGGGGAAAAAAGAUUGCUCAAUUUUAUGAUAUUAUUAAGUAAAUAUACAUUUCACCAAGACUUUUUUUCAUGAUUAUAAAAAAGGAUAGUUAUUGAUUAAAUUUGUAGACUAAAUGUAGGACAGAUACAAUUUUUGAUAAAUAGCACAUUUAUAGGAAACGCAAAAGGAGACUGACUUAAAAUGAUGGUUAUAAUGGGGGAAAGUUACCAUAAAGCAGCAGCUUGAUGUUCCAUUGUUUUUAUUAUCCACUGAUUUCAAAUCAGAUUCACUAAAUGUAAUAAGUCAAUAUUUAUUUGGGGAAAAAUUCUCCUAAAAUUUUAAGCUUUGCAUAACGUUUGCAUAGCAAGAUGUUCCUGCUUCCAGUUGUUAGGAAUGAAGAUUUGAUCAGAAUGUAACUAGAAGGCAUUAUUUUACAAUAAAGACUGAGGGAGAAGAAGAUGUCACGUGCCCCUAACACUCUAACUUGAUAGUGUGGUCAUUGUUCCAAAAGCUUGUUAGGAUAUCAAGAUCUCAGCAGAAAUAUAGGAACUAUAUAUUUAAUACCAAAGUGCUAUUUUUUACAGCAUCAUUUUCAAAAAAUUCUUGAACAGCUUUUUCCCUUUCAACACACCCCCUGCCCACCUUCAAUUUGGCAAGAGGGAUCUCAUACAUAAUGCUGACAGCUAAACUAGGGCCUAAAAAAACAAGUUUUUCAAAUUCAAGUUACAGAAGACUGCAAGUGCCCGAGUGCAGAGAGUACGCACCUGACUUUCUCCACCCGAUGUUCUCCAGCCUGGUAAAAGCACAAGGAGCAGUGUGAUAUGCUUUUCAAGGUUACAAAACCAAAACUGUCCAUGGAUCAUGUAUUUCUGGAGAAAAGCAUAGCAACAGAAUAUAGUGCUUUUGUCGUAAGUUUUUGUAGCAAAUGUUUUUACUAAUUCUUGGUCUCUAGGAAAGCUUUCUGUCUCUCAUCUGUGGCAAAACGACUUCUUUGGGUCUUCUUGUUAUCGUUUACGCAUCAGCAUUGUAGCCCAACUUGAAAUAUUUUAUCUGGUUGUCAGAUGUCCCUGCAUCUCCCCAUGCCUCUCCCCAUCUCCAGACACCACACAGAUAUUUGCAAGCACAACUUCCAAGAGCACCUUGUUGGAAGACGGAUGAGACCAGAUCAGCCCUGCUCUCGCCACUAGGUCCAUUGUGUGAAGAUGAUGGAGAUACAGUCUAGCCGGUUUUGCCACAGUCUUUCUUUCUUGACCCUCUCUGUGUGGAGCUCGACAACACUGGGGGGUGGGGUGGGAAGCCGGCUUUUCUAAAACAGCGGAAGUUGAAAAGGAGUAUCUGUUUUUCAGGUGUGUCCAUCUCCAGUGGAAUGUCUUUAAUGAAAAGAUAAAGAAACUGUCAAUGAUCCUUUAAUAACAAAUCUCUAUAUAGCGUAGAUGCAGUUUAUACCAAAAUUAUAAUAUAGAUGUAUACAAAAAUAGGUGCCUUUUUGAUUACCCUUGUUUAUCCACUAUGGUCUGGGAAAGAAAACCAAGCAGGCGAGCUUCUGCCUAUUCUAUAGUAAUAUUUUAUUACCCGUGAUUGGUAUUUUUGUGGUGGGGAAGUGAGAUGCUCCUGACAGAUAUCAUGGGUGAAAGCUGAUUGUAUUUUACUUCUAAAGGUUUAAAACUGUAGAAAAUAGUGACUCCUAUCAAUUUCUGAAAUAUCCUUUGUAGAUUUAUAUAUAGUUGAGAUGCAUAAACAUUAAUUUUAGGUUUGAGAUUUAAAAUACCAAUUGUAAGAUAGAAGAAUUAUAUUAUGAGGCUGAAGUCGUUACACAAGAUGAAAUUCACUGCAUAAAUUCAUUAUACCUUAGCUAUUUGCUUCUGAUAAUCUAAAAGUGGCUGGCAUGUGCUCGAUUUGGAUCACAUGACAUGGUGGUUAGAAAGCCGUAGUUAAGUAAGAAGGUAUUUAAACAAAUGUAAGAAGCUAUGAAAAUGAAUGCUGAAACAAGAGCCUCCUCCUCAAGUAGUCCAUGUCCAUUGCGGUCCUUUCCAGGCCUCUGUCAGCUGUUGAUGAUCAAAGAAAUCACAACAUUAUAUGAUGCUCUUGUACCCAUUGCUCCACGAUGUUUAGUCUCCUGGAAUCCACAAGCCUGGAAGGAUCCCCAGGACAAAGGUCUCCCCCAAUGGUCCAUGUUACUCUGUUGUAUUCAUGGAAAUUCCAUACGCUUUUUGUGUUUGCUAUGUGGUAUUCAGUUUGCGUAGUAUAUACUUCUUUGUAAUCCAGUUGCUGUUAAGAAUGAUUUACUGAAAGGAAAAGAGAAAUCUGCAUUAUAGUCUCAUUCUUCAGUGUCCACACAAGGAAUGGCUGAGCAUUUAGAAGCAGCAAUAAGUCUGUUACAGGCAUAGUGUGGGAAUGUUUGGUCUUUGACCUGUGAUAAAAAUGCAAAAUUGAAUCAUUGUGCAGUUUGGCUUCUAUUUGCUUCAAAAUAUGUAGAAUUGUGCUAGAUGAUUAAUUUACAAGACCCGACUAAUUUUGAGAGCUUACAGUUUGGGAAGAAACAAUGUUUUUAAAAUGAAGGGGCUUACAGAAUGAAUAACACAAUGUUAUUAAUAUAAUUUGGCUUUUGUUAUGCAAAUCAUUAACACCAGCUAUUAAAAUAUAUUUUAGUAGAAAUGCUUUAAUUCAUGUUUUUUUUUCCUCUACACUGUGAAUCUUGAAACCUUGGUGGACUAGAGCAACAUCGUGCUGCCCAAAGGACUAACCUAUGCAAACUAGUUCACAUUCUAGUGGAUGUCACAGCAACUGUGUAAUAAGACAUAUUCCCCCAGCAUAAUGUACAGUGGCAUCGAAAAACACAUUCAGCCUAGCGUCCCGUAUGUAUAGUAUAGUCACUCACAAACCCUUCAAGGCUACCAUAAUCAUUAGUAGUAUUACUCAUUUAAAAGCAAAUCAGUGAUUUAUCUAUUAAAACUACUUGAACGAUGCCGUAACAAGAAUGAUGGAUGGACAUGUCAGCCGGCGUCAGUGUGGUCGCUGCAGGUGUUCUCCUGAGACAGAACUGUGUUCUCAGAUGCACUCUCUUCAGGGUAUUAUUACUCUAUGUCUUCUUUCUGUAUUUGUAAAACAUUAUAACGCUUGAAUUUCCUAUCUCUACACAUUCGGUUUGCUUAAAUAAAU